Molecule: messenger RNA, 1395 nt
Organism: Arvicola amphibius (Eurasian water vole)
Lineage: Eukaryota; Metazoa; Chordata; Mammalia; Rodentia; Cricetidae
Gene: Scrn1
Product: secernin 1
Exons: 8
Coding region: 122-1366 (414 amino acids)
Biological process (GO): proteolysis
Molecular function (GO): dipeptidase activity; cysteine-type exopeptidase activity
Source: RefSeq, a predicted model, not a curated record
GCCUGCUCUACUGCCGCUGCAGCCCUCGAUGCAGACGCAGUAACUCGCCCGCCGCAGCGCCCCCAACUCUGCAGUCUCAGCAUCAGCACCAGGACCCGACCGGAGCCAGCAGCUUAGCAGGAUGUCUGGCGCUCCUCCAAGUUACUGUUUCGUGGCGUUGCCGCCUCGAGCCAAGGAUGGCUUGGUGGUGUUUGGGAAAAACUCAGCACGGCCUAGAGAUGAAGUGCAGGAAGUUGUGUAUUUCCCGGCUGUCGAUCACGAAGCGGAGAGCAAAGUUGAGUGUACUUACAUCUCAAUUGACCAAGUUCCCAGGACCCACGCCAUAGUGAUAAGCAGACCCGCCUGGCUCUGGGGGGCAGAAAUGGGAGCCAAUGAACAUGGGGUGUGCAUAGCCAAUGAAGCCAUCAAUGCCAGAGAACCAGCUGCUGAGACAGAAGCCUUACUGGGGAUGGAUCUGGUCAGGCUUGGCUUAGAACGAGGCACGACGGCUAAAGAAGCCUUAGACAUCAUCGUCUCCUUGUUGGACGAGCAUGGACAGGGUGGGAAUUAUUAUGAAGAUGCGCAGUCCUGCCACAGCUUCCAGAGCGCGUAUCUGCUGGUGGAUCGUGAUGAAGCCUGGGUGCUGGAGACCGUCGGGAAGUACUGGGCUGCCGAGAGAAUCACAGAGGGAGUGAGGUGCAUUUGCAAUCAGCUUUCACUCACCACGAAGAUGGACGAGGAGCACCCAGAACUCAGGACUUACGCUCAGAGUCAAGGCUGGUGGACGGGAGAGGAUGAAUUCAAUUUUGCCCAGGUUUUUUCUCCAGCUGAUGACCACCUGGACUGCUGUGCAGGCAAAGACAGCUUAGAAAAGCAAGAGGAAAGCAUCACCGUGCAGACGAUGAUCAACAUCUUACGAGACAAAGCCAGUGGAGUCUGCAUAGACUCCGAAUCAUUCCUCACUACAGCCAGCAUAGUGUCUGUCCUGCCUCAGAACAGAAGUUCACCGUGCAUCCACUACUUCACCGGGACCCCGGAUCCUUCCAGGUCCAUAUUCAAGCCAUUCAUCUUUGUUGAUGACGUAAAACUUGUCCCCAAAGCCCAGUCGCCCUGUUUUGGUGACGAUGACCCAGCCAAAAAGGAACCUCGGUUCCAGGAGAAGCCAGACCGCCGGCAUGAGCUGUACAAGGCUCACGAGUGGGCACGCGCUGUCAUCGAGAGUGACGAGGAGCAAGGCCGCAUGCUGAGGAAGACCAUGCUGGAGUUGGAGAAGCAAGGCUUGGAAGCCAUGGAGGAGAUCUUGAGCAGCCCCGAGCCCCCCGACCCUGCUGAGGUUGGAGACCUUUUCUAUGACUGUGUGGAUACCGAGAUGAAGUUCUUCAAGUGAUGUAAGCGCCCUCGCCCUUACUUACAACU